AGUAAGUGUACUAGCCUGUAGAUCACAGAGAACUUCAUAAGCGGCUGUUGUUCUUUCCGGGUCAGGUAGUUUAUGGGUCGGAUUUGAUUACAACUGGAAUUUUGUGUUGGUUUAUCUCGUUAAAGACUUUUUGGUUAAUAGUAAACCAGCUAGCAUUAUGGUAUAUGGGUAAUUAGAUUUCGGACUAUUGAUUCGGGAAGAAAUAAAUUUGAAACUUUACAAGUUUAUAAUUUACAAUUCAGUGAGAUAUAGCACUAAGUCAUAAUUUGGUGGGGAUUUGAUGUUAUAUAAUAGUUAUGAAGGGAAAAUAGAUCGUCUUCUCUAACAAGUUUGGAGUUGCUCACUGCUCGGGGUGCUCAACCACAUUAAAGACAACUUAUAACACUUCUGGUAUCUAUGGAGUUUUGUGUCACUCCAAAAAUAUUUUCCUAAAGUUUCAACAGCCUUAUUCUUAGCUUCUGAAUUUUGCUGCUAAGCCUAAUUCUUGAUACCUGGCAUUAAUGGUCUUCCUUGUAGGAGGCACAAACAUAUGCUCAGAAGAACGGUUUUUUUUUUUCAUGGAAACUUUAGCGAAAACCGCAACUAAUUUCAAAGAGAUAUUUUAUGAGAUCGGUGAGCUUUCGUGAAAAUCAACUUUAAACAAUUUUUUUUUUUUUUUGCUUCUAGUACUAAAUUCCGUUAUACCUUAUUUUUAUUUUGGCCGGAAGAAGGUUACCACGGUAACUAUGGAGAUAUAGUGUGUCUGUAUAUCUUUGCUUUGUUUUGCUUGUGGACUUUUAAUUAAUCACUAGAUUUUGACCCGCGCUCUGAAGCGCGGGUUUUUGGAUUAUAAAAAAAAAUAUAAUUUGAUAUGAAUUCUCAUUUUGAGAUUGUUUUGCAUUAUUACGUUACAUAGUCGUAUUAUAUCAAAGAAGAAUAUUUAUUUAGAUUUAAUUAGCUUAUUUGAGAUUCUCUAUGUAUAUUUUUAUGUAAAUUUCUAUUAGGCAUAUGUAAUUUAUCCGAACCCAAAAAUUUGAACCAAAACUGAUCCAAAAAUAUAUAUUCAGUUUGGUCAAUUUCUAAAACAAAGUACUUAUUGGGUAUACUUUUGAACCCGCGGGUCUCGGUUAUGUCCGAGUUUUAUCUGAGACUCGAUCGGCUAAACAAAGUACCCAACUGUUUUGUGUAUAUUAGGCAUAUCUGGAUAUUUAAGAUUGGUAUUAUGGAUAUUUUAAGUUAAAAGGUGAUGCUAUCAAAAUUUACUUAUAUAUUUCAGGUAUUCAAGUAAAAUUUUGGAUAUUUUAUGUUUUUUAGUUCAUAUUUUGGGUAAAGUUUUGGGUUAUAUAAACUAUUUGAACUUUUAAGAGUUUUGUUUGAGUUUUCAAAAAAAUUCAUGUUUCAGUUAUUUUUGUGUUUUCGGGUAAUUCGAAUCUUUUCAGAUUUUAAAUAUUCAAAUCGGUCAGACCCGUCAUGUAACCAAAAAUUAUAGUUAUUUGAAUUAGGAAUCUGAACCGAUCCGGAACCAACCCGAAUCCGAACUGAAAUUUUUAAAUAUCUAGUUGGUUUAAAUGUCUAGGACAUAAAAGAAAUCGAUCCAACUCGGCCCGAAGACCCAAAUAUUAAACUUUACUCUCUCUCAUUAUAUUUGGUGUGCAUUUUAUAAUAUUUUUAUUUGUUGAGUUGAUAAGACUUAAGAUUUAUUUAGCAUAUUUUUUUAAUUUAGUAUUGCAAUCCCAAAUAUAUAAUCUAAUAACAUAAUAUGAAACCUUCUAUAUUGUCCACAAUGUCUGAUAUAAUUUGUUUUGUUAAUAGUGUUGAUAUUGGUAUAGCACGUUAGUUAACGGUAGAUGUUAUAAGUUGUAGAUCCUAUAAAGAUCAAUUACGUUUGGUAUUAUAUGUAGAUAAAAAAGUGGAUCCAAAAAAAUAUUAGAAUUAAAAGAGAGAUUACAAUAUAUUUCUAAAUGUUGGAAAAUAUUAUUUGGUUGCUAUAUAAUAGGAGUUCAGUUAUAAUAUCUAGUUAUAUAUAAUAGGUUGGACUAAAAAUGAAAGGGUGCAGUAACCUUGUAUAAGUAGAUUUUUUAAAACUGCUUCUCUUUUAAUAGAAUAGAUUGAAAAAAUGUUGUAGAUGAAUAAAGUUCAUAUUGCGAUAUGAUUUCUACGUCAUUUGGGACUAUGGAUCCAAUAUUCUAAACAUAAGUAUUUUUAAGUUUUUGGGACUCCGGAAUAUUCCUUUUUAAUGAUACCUGCUAAACUACUCAAAUUUUAGUAUGGGUUUAUCUGUGAGAAAUUUGUUUUGUAGAGAGAAGAUAGAGAGAAAUAGGAAGAGGAAAGAGGAGAAAAUGUGUGAUUUUGUUAGAUAAUGAAUUUGGGUUUUUUUUUGUGUACAUAGAGGCAAAAUUUUCCUUUUGGGAACUCUUAAAAUAAAUUUUAAACCAUGUUUUUAAAACCGGAGCGGAAUCUGAACCAUAUAUUUUUUGGAUACGGUUUACUAUGGUUUGACUGGAUCAAACAUGGUUCAAUAUUUUUUAAAUAUUAAAAUUUAAAAGUAAAGUUGAUAAAUAUGAUACAUAAGUUAAAAUAUAAAUAUAUCAAUUACAAAACAUUAUAUACAUAAACUAUUUUUGUUAAUAUAUUUAGUUUAUAUAUUUUUGAUAGUUCUUAUGAUUUUUAUAAAGUUCAUCUAAUCCAACUAUUUGACCGGUACAUGGUCGAACUAGUUAUUUGAUCUACCUGGCUAUGUGACCGGUUCAUAGUCAGAUCUGAUUCAAUCAUGGAAUUGGUCCGGUUUUAAAAACACUGAUUUUAACUCUGUCAUAAGGUUUCUUAUAAAAAUAGUGAAGAUUCCGAUAUGUCUUUACUCCAGAUCUCAAUGUGCGCUACCUGUGACCAUCGUGCAUGACACUUUGCUCAGCCCGUUAGAAAAAAAAACAAAGUUUACUAGCACCGAGAAACCAAAAUUAUGAUUUUUUAUUAUUUUUAUGUAAGUCCCAUGUUUUAUUAAAAAUUUAUUAAUACGAUUACACGAAGGAGAUCUGAAUUUCAAAUCCUAAAAAGACGAAUUAUGCAAUAUUAACUGAGAAAAUUGCAAUAUUAACUGAGAAAAUUUUAAAAGAGAUCUUCAUAAUAAGGUAAGUAGUAUCAUCAAUGCAUCUUAUAAGACGAUUCAAGGUAAUGUUGUCAAACGUGAUUCUACAUAAAACAAAUAGAAUUGUUAGUUGUAAAGUUAUUCAAGUAGAAUUGUUCGUUUGACAAACUGCAAUUCUGAUUUCGGUGGAUCAAGUGCAUUAUUUUCAUCAUUUACAUAUUCAAUUUAUUUUCUGCUGUUUAUUGAUUUCAACUGUUCUCUGAAAUUGCAGAGAUGUUCUUAGGAUAAAUUUGAGCAUAUCACUAGCUCAGAGACAUUUUUACUAAGGCUUAUGGUUACUUUCAUUUUAAUAUUUUUUCUAAGUGAGGUAUUUAAAAUUUUCACACACUCGAGGGAGGGUAUUAAAAAAUGAUAUUUCCAUUAUGUUUAUUGGAUAAUCUCCAUUUAUGUUUUCAAUUUUUUUCAAUUUAUUAAAUAUGUCUUUCAUGUCUCUUUAGAAGACGAUUUAUUAAACAUGUUGUUGAAUAAAAUAUUUGUCUACAAAUACAUUGUAAAGGUGAACACUGUAAAUAAGAAAGUAGUCAAUAGCUUCUCUCCUUACAUAUCCAUAUUAUUGCAGGAAAAAUGGAAACUAUAGCAGUUUUUGGUUCAAAACUUGGAUUUCAUCUUUCUCUUCCUUCUCGGAACAAUUUAUUUCUGCCUCCGAUAUUCAAAUUCCACGGCUUUCCCCUGACGGCAUUUCCAGAUAAGCCUAGACAGCAUGUUUGUUUGAAGACCACUACUAGUGCUAGUCCGACCUCUGAUGGUCAAUUAAGUAAUCGCAAGUUCAAGAAGUUGCCACCCUCUGAAUGGACUGAUCACUUUCACUCGGUUCCCCUUGAUGUCUCUGAAAUGGAUGCGCUCAAGAGAGAGAUUGAGACACUAAAGCCCAAAGUGAAGAACAUGUUCAUGUCUUCCCAAGGCACUGAGAGAAUCCUUAUGAUAUAUUUGCUGGUGAGCCUUGGUCUUGCAUACCACUUCGAGGACGAGAUCUAUGAUACUUUAAAAGAGAGUUUCACAAAGAUAGAGGAGAUGAUGGAUAAGGAAAACGAUUUGUACACAGUUUCCAUAAUUUUUUGGGUUUUCAGGACAUACGGUCACCACAUAUCUUCUGAUGUCUUUACAAGAUUCAAAGAGAGCAACGGAGACUUCAAAGAAAUUCUUAAAGGGGAUGCCAGGGGUAUAUUGAGCUUAUAUGAAGCUGCGCACUUGCGGACGACGAAAGAUUAUAUACUGAACGAAGCGUUGAGCUGCACAUCGAGCCAUUUGGAGUCAUUAGUUGCAGGUGGGACAUGCCCGUCUCAUCUUUCAAUGCAUAUACAAAAUGCUUUCUGUCUGUCUCAGCGUUGGAACAUGGAGAUGUUAGUCGUUGUGGAAUUUAUUCCAUUCUACGAACAAGAAAAUCAUGACGAGAUGCUACUCAGGUUUGCUAAGAUCAAUUUCAAGUUACUGCAGCUCCAGUACAUUCAAGAAGUCAAAAUCCUUACGAACUGGUACAAGGAGGUAGAUAUUGCAUCAAAGUUGCCACCUUACUUCAGAGACAGACUCGUCGAAAAUCAUUUCUUGAUACAAGCAGUUUUCCCCGAGCCACAAGUCUCACGUGCAAGGAUUAUGUUGACUCAGUAUUACACCAUUUUAGGGAUUGUAGAUGACACAUUCGACAGAUAUGCGUCUCUUCCUGAGGCUGAAAUCCUUGCCGAUAGCUUGGAAAGGUGGUCUCCCGAUCAUGCCAUGGAUAAACAACCUGAAUAUUUGAAAGCCGUCCUAAACUUAAUGUUGGAUACUUUCGAAUAUUUUGAAAAAGAACUUAGGCCGGAAGGAAAACCGUACAGUGUGGAAGCCAAUAUAGAAGAGUUCAAGGCAGUUGUGAAAGCCAACUUUGAACAUGCAAAAUGGGCACAUGCAGCUCACCUGCCUAGCUUUGAGGAGUACAUGGAGGCUGCUGAGUUGGAGAUCACAGUGUGUGCAGUUUUGGGUGGUUGUUUCAUGUCUCUGGGAAAAAUGGCUACCAAGGAAGCUUACGAGUGGCUUAAAUCGAGACCAAGACUGGUCAAAUCUUUAUGUGUUAGAUGUCGUCUUAUGAAUGAUAUAUACGGUUUAGAGGAAGACAUGAGUAGAGGACUGAUCACGAAUGCGGUCAACUGUUAUAUGAAGCAAUAUGGAGUUACCAAACAAGAUGCUUUAAGAGAGCUUCAUAAAAUGGUUGCAGAUACUGAUAACAUAAUAAAUGAGGAGCUCUUGACGACAACUUGUGUGUCACGUUUGGUUCUCAAGACAUUUACGGGUCUUGCACAAUCGAUCACCGUCUGCUACAAUGGAUAUGAAGGAUUCACUUUUCCCGAAGGAAAAAUCAAGGAGUACAUGACUUCUGUGUUUGUCGAUCAGAUUCGUCUUUAGCGUUGUGGCCUAUGUUCUUGGUUUCUUUUUACAAGGCUAUGUGUUGGGUUUCUACUGUCUGAUAGUUAGGUCGGUCACUCUUUAAAUUUACCAACAAUGUUUUUUCUUUAAGGUAUUGUCCGUUAA
Brassica napus (rape) is the source of this 5626-nucleotide messenger RNA. RefSeq names its product terpenoid synthase 26-like. The record is from RefSeq and is a predicted model, not a curated record. The coding region runs from base 3689 to 5500 and encodes 603 amino acids. Lineage: Eukaryota; Viridiplantae; Streptophyta; Magnoliopsida; Brassicales; Brassicaceae. Gene Ontology annotation, molecular function: terpene synthase activity; magnesium ion binding. Gene Ontology annotation, biological process: diterpenoid biosynthetic process. The transcript is spliced from 7 exons.